Messenger RNA from Onychostoma macrolepis, 2585 nucleotides. It is a transcript of the gene gna15.2, whose product is annotated as guanine nucleotide binding protein (G protein), alpha 15 (Gq class), tandem duplicate 2. NCBI's taxonomy places the organism in Eukaryota, Metazoa, Chordata, Actinopteri, Cypriniformes, Cyprinidae. The transcript has 8 exons. Gene Ontology annotation, biological process: adenylate cyclase-modulating G protein-coupled receptor signaling pathway; phospholipase C-activating dopamine receptor signaling pathway; action potential. Gene Ontology annotation, cellular component: heterotrimeric G-protein complex. Bases 170 to 1270 code for a protein of 366 amino acids. Gene Ontology annotation, molecular function: GTPase activity; G protein-coupled receptor binding; G-protein beta/gamma-subunit complex binding. The record is from RefSeq and is a predicted model, not a curated record.
GCAAGUAGUUUGUCUGUAGUGAACUAAUGUGACUCAGUUGACAAAAACUCUGUUUGGGAAAACUCCUUCAAGGUGGCACAGCCACUGUUUAUUUUGAAGAAGAUGGAUAUUGUUUCCCAUUUCACGCCGUAGGUUUUACAAAUAAAGUUAUUCUAUUUGUGUUGGAGAAAUGGGCCAUUACUACUUCUGUGCGUGUUUCAUCUGUUGCUUGUCUGAAGAGGAGAGGAUCGCUAUCGACAUAAAUAAUGAAAUCAAACGAAUCCUUGCAGAGCAGAAGAAAAAACAACGGAGAGAAAUCAAGGUGCUUUUAUUAGGCACAGGGGAAAGCGGAAAGACAACGUUUAUGAAGCAGAUGAAAAUCAUUCAUGGAAGCGGAUACUCGGAAGAUGAGAGGCGUAGCUACACUAAACUGGUUUUUCAGAAUAUCUUCAAAUCUAUGUGUGCAAUGACAGAUGCCAUGAAAACGCUAAGGAUUCCCUACGCCAACCCACAGAACGAGAUUUAUGCCCAGUGGUUCCAGGAUAUGGACAUACAUCAGAUAACUCAGCUGCAGAGAAGUCAUGUAGAGGCUAUUAAUCAUCUGUGGGCAGACAAAGGCUUAAAGAUUUGUUACAGUCGGCGCAGAGAGUAUCAGCUUCUAGACUCAACUAAAUACUUUAUUGAUAACUUGGACCGCAUCGCAGCUCAAGGCUACAUCCCUUCACCUCAAGAUGUUCUACAAGUCCGAUUCCCCACUACCGGCAUCAUAGACCAUUGCUUUACUUUGGAGAAGAUAACUCUCAGGAUUGUAGAUGUUGGAGGUCAGAGAGGACAGAGAAGGAAGUGGAUUCAUUGCUUUGAAAAUGUAAUGUCACUCAUAUUUCUCGCCUCCCUCAGCGAGUACGACCAACUUCUGGAGGAGAAUAACAAGGAUAACCGUAUGGAAGAGAGUUUGUCACUGUUCUACACGACCAUCCACUCAACAUGGUUUGCUAAUUCCUCCAUCAUUCUCUUCUUAAACAAAAAGGACAUCCUGGCCGAGAAAAUUCAGUUCUCAGACCUAAGAACAUACUUUCCUGGAUUUAACGGAAAACGUCGGGACAUUCAAGAUGCCAUGAAGUUCAUCAAAAAUUUAUAUAUACAAAAAGCAGUUUCCUUUGAGACAAACAACUCCAAAUGCAUAUACUGUCACUUCACCUGCGCCACAGACACCAAAAACAUCCGGACAGUCUUCACAGACGUGAAAGACACCGUCCUCGUCAAGGCCUUAGAAGACUUUGGAAUGUUCUAAUGAGCCCCAGACGCACCUUCAUGGCACUCGGCAUCAGACUGUAUUGACCCCAAUGCCAAUCCAUGUACAUUCAGAAACACUAAUAUUUUAUGGAGACACAUUCGCAUUAUUUAUAACUGACCAUUUGGGUUAGUUUUCAUGUUCAUAAUAACUAACCUAUAUUUACAUGUGAAAAAUUUACAUUUUAUAUUUUAAAUUGACAAAUUUACACCCAGUAAAAAUCAUUGCACUGUGACAUCAGUUUUUAUAAUUAAAACCAUGGCUCAGAAAACCGUUUUGGUCUUGCAUCAAGUUGUUAUUUAAUGCAAUUAAAUUCAGAUUUUGGUGUGACUUUAACAUCUCAAAUUAACUACUAAAUUAAGCUUCCCCUUAAAAAUAUAAAGCCAUUCUUAUUUAGCUAUACUGUACAAUUCAACAUAAAAUUAAGUAGUAACUUUGUAACUGUGAAUUUCUCACUAAGACCAAGAGGGAAGAUAGGUAUACCACAAAAAGAGAACUGUGGUGUUACAGAUGCAUCCUGAGACAGACCUGUCAAGUGAAGUGUCAUUGUUUGUCAGACGGUGUCUUCAUACAGCAAAAUAGGAUGCCACAAACAGUAGCACUGGCCAACUGAUGACUGAGCCAUUGUUCACUACACUGUGUAGUAGUGUGUCAGAAUUCAUCUCAGCUGUGGUUUUACUAUACAUUUUUUGUUAUAUCAAGUACCAACAACAAAGAAAUAUUGUAUAAGGUUGAUAGUAAUAAUAACAGACCUUGAGUCUGUUGUAAACAUUUAAAUAAUGAAGAAAUUACAACCCCUCCUCAACUGUUCUAUGUAGUGUACUACAUUUGCCAUGUUGUCUUGGUCAUGGGACCUACCAGCUUUAGUCGCUUUGUUUCACUGCUACGCACAAAUCCUUUCCUGUGGCCUCAUGGGAUAGUAAAGUGUCCACUGGAUGCACUCUUCAGAAUCUUCGACAGAGGAAGUAGGUCCUUCAGGUACUUUUCGUCUGCUGUUUCGUGAAUACUAUAAAUUCGGACAUACUAGCAUUUUCACAUGCUGUUUUUCACCUAUGUAAAGAAGUAUGCGUAUUCAGACGCCCCCUCCUAAAAACCUAUAUAGAAUGCACUUUUUUAGGGGACUGCCAUUUGUAGUGGUGUCCGACACCAUGGGCCUGUCCCAGUCCAGUCCCCACUCCUGUGGUCUUUGCACUUGACACUAGUCUAAUUACAUUAUGUAUUUCAAAAAUUUGGCCCAAGUGUUGCAAGUGCACAUUAAGACAAGUGUGGAUACAACUUUUGAUUACCCGAUGGGACACUCUUACAAUAGUGUUGU